CGAGCUGGAGAAAUCCAAUAUCGUGCUUGGACACAGAGGACCUCAGUGUGCAGAGCUCUGGCGAGACGAUGGCUUCAGCCGGCCUGGAAAUCCUGGGCAUGAUUCUGUCUGUGGCUGGCUGGCUGGGUGCAAUGGUAGCCUGCUGCCUGCCCAUGUGGCGUGUGGCGGCGUACGUGGGUCAGAACAUCGUGAUCACACAGGUGGUGUGGGAGGGCCUAUGGAUGAGCUGUGUGGUGCAAAGUACAGGUCAGAUGCAUUGCCAGAUCUAUGAUUCCAUGUUGGCGCUGCCCAAUGAUCUGCAGGCGGCACGAGCGCUGGUUGUCAUCGCUGUGUUUAUUGGCGUAGUGGGCAUGACGCUGGCUGUAGCAGGCGCCAAAUGCACCAACUGUACAUCGGACGUGUCCAACAAACCUCGCAUAAUGCUGGGUGCAGGUGCAUCGUUCGGCAGCACUGGGCUGUUAUUGCUUGUGGCUAUUUGCUGGUCGGCCUACACCAUUGUGCUGGACUUUCAUGACCCACUUUUGCAGGAAACGCAGAAGAGGGAGUUUGGAAACUCACUGUAUUUCGGCUGGGGUGCCUCCUGCCUGCUCAUCCUAGGGGGAGCCAUACUUUCCUGUUCGUGUCCUUCCAGAGCAUCCAAGGAUCCUGUGUCUACUGGAGCACAGUACUCAGCGGUUAAAUCAAUGUCUGCAAAUGGAUAUUGCAGAAGGGACUAUGUUUGAAUGGUGUAGGUUGGUAAAUAAGCGUGUUUUCAGUGACAAUAAAAACUGCGCCAGAAAAUGUAC
This is a messenger RNA of Clarias gariepinus (North African catfish), 785 nucleotides long. Its product is annotated as claudin-4. Gene Ontology annotation, biological process: bicellular tight junction assembly; cell adhesion. Gene Ontology annotation, cellular component: bicellular tight junction; plasma membrane. Bases 69 to 722 code for a protein of 217 amino acids. Lineage: Eukaryota; Metazoa; Chordata; Actinopteri; Siluriformes; Clariidae. The transcript has a single exon. The record is from RefSeq and is a predicted model, not a curated record. Gene Ontology annotation, molecular function: structural molecule activity.